This is a messenger RNA of Nasonia vitripennis (jewel wasp), 1218 nucleotides long. It is a transcript of the gene Or181, whose product is annotated as odorant receptor 181. Gene Ontology annotation, cellular component: plasma membrane. Lineage: Eukaryota; Metazoa; Arthropoda; Insecta; Hymenoptera; Pteromalidae. Gene Ontology annotation, biological process: sensory perception of smell; detection of chemical stimulus involved in sensory perception of smell. The record is from RefSeq and is marked inferred. The transcript has 9 exons. Bases 1 to 1218 code for a protein of 405 amino acids. Gene Ontology annotation, molecular function: odorant binding; olfactory receptor activity.
AUGGAUUUAUUUGAUAGUCAAUAUUUUAAAAUCAACAAGCUUGCUCUAACUGUCUACGGAUUGUGGCCUUAUCAAUCGGAGAUUGGGAGAAUAAUUAACCACGUUAUUUUUGUAGUAACGUCAUUCUCCAUGAUUUUUGCUAUGGCAGCAGGUAUUCAAUCACAGGUAAAUGCGGAGCUUAAAAAUAUUUUGGAAACAGUCGUAGCUCUGGUUUUCUGUGGUGCUGGCCUCGUCAAAUGUACGAUUCUUUAUAAUCAAAGAAAUCAGAUAAAAAAAUUAUACGAACGAAUCGCUGCUGAUUGGGAAAAAUUGACUGAUACUUCAGAACGUGAUAUAUUGCGAGCAUUUUUAUUAGAAGGCCGACAUUCGAUCGUAAUUACCAUAGUGUAUGCUGUUCCUGCUUUUUGCUUAUUUAUUUGCGUCGAAUUUCUUCCAAGAAUAUUUAGUAAAGAAUCUGCAAAACAUCGUCUACAUAGCUUUCCAUACUACUAUAAAUCUAUGGUAAUAAGUGAAAACACAUAUGAUUUGCAGGUCUGCGUACAUUUAAUGGUUGUCAUAAUAUACGUUGGUUUUUCAUACUUGUGUGCCAGCGCUACGUAUAUAUCCAGUGUGAAACACGUUUGCGCCUUGUAUGCAAUUGCUUGCCAGCGGUUACGAAAUGCCAUAGUAUACCGUAAGAAUAGUACACCGCUAAAAGAAUUAAUAGAAGACACAUCGGUUAUACCUAAUUUAAUUAAAGUUAUCGAAAUGCAUAAAGAAGCUUUAAGAGGUAUACAGAUAAUUGAGCAGGUUUUUAGUGCAGGCUUCUUCGUAUUUGAAAUAUCAGCUUUAACAACCAUCGCCAUUCUUAUAUUUGAUUUAAAUUAUCACCAGGGAAAUCCUUUUCAAAUGAUGCGAGUUCUGCUAAUACUAUCUGUUUUUGUACUAUAUUUGUUUUUUAUGAAUUGGUGUGGAGAGCAAACUAUACAAUCUUGCAACAAUGUCAAUGCACAAGCAUAUAACAUAGAAUGGUAUGGAAUAUCUUUAAAAGCAAGAGUAUUCGUACUUAUGAUCUUACGACGCACAUUGAAACCCAUACAUUUAACAGCAGGGACCAUAAUGAUUUUAUCGAUGGAAAAUUUUGGGACGAUUUUAAAGACUGCGUGGUCAUUCGGCAUGAUAUUGCUGACUACUCAAACAUCAGCGAGAAAUAAAGAUCCAAAUUUUUUCGGAUAUUAA